UUUAAGGUCGAAGGAAAGGGUAACGGAAUCAAAACGGUGAUAGUCAACGUCACAGACAUUGCCAAGGCGCUCUAUCGCAAGCCGAUAUAUGAGGAUGAGCAUUCUCCGGUUGGCGAAAACGGUCACUGCAGUCCGGUGAGGGCGUACGAUGGUGACGAUGACGACGAUGUUGACUGGGGCGAAGAUACCACCGAAGAAGCACAACAACAGCGAUUGGGUGAACUCUCAGCCUUGGCCAGGCGUCUGGCCCUCAGUGCGGAUGUGGAGAAGUCGGAUUCUGAACGUGCUGAUAUAUUCCUUAAGCAAGUGGACCAAAUGAAGAAAAAAGGCGACAUUGUAGUGCGCGCCCAUGAUUUGAAGAUGGAAGCGGAACGGCUUAAGCUAGGAAGUCGUGCUGUCUUAGUCGUCGCCGAAGUUCUUCUUUCGGAUCCCAAUACUAUGCUUUCAGACAUUUCCACAUACCGGUCUGUGUUCAUACAAUUCACGAGAACUGGCGAGCAAGCCCAAAAGGCACAAGCUUAUGUCCUCGGAGCAAUGUCCAUUAUAAUCGACAAGAAUUCUUCGAGCAAUUUAAUGGACAAGGCUUGUCAUAUUCUUAAAAGCUUGUACGACUGUGAUAUUGUGGAGGAAGAGGUUAUACUCUCGUGGUUCGAGAAAAAUUCGCCCGAAGCUAACAUAGAGAGCGGCAGUGAUUCUGUUGAAGACGACGAUGACGAUAUUGACAUAGAUGCAAUAUGA
Messenger RNA from Dibothriocephalus latus, 738 nucleotides. NCBI's taxonomy places the organism in Eukaryota, Metazoa, Platyhelminthes, Cestoda, Diphyllobothriidea, Diphyllobothriidae. The record is from the annotation of a GenBank genome assembly.